This is a messenger RNA of Topomyia yanbarensis, 861 nucleotides long. RefSeq lists its product as uncharacterized. The transcript has a single exon. The record is from RefSeq and is a predicted model, not a curated record. The coding region runs from base 1 to 861 and encodes 286 amino acids. Lineage: Eukaryota; Metazoa; Arthropoda; Insecta; Diptera; Culicidae.
AUGGAUAAAAAACAAUGUGGUGAGUGUCAUCACGAAAUCAAUGAUUUGGAACCAGUGCGCUGUGGCCUUUGUGAAAUCCCUUUCCACGUCAGCCAAAAUUGCUGUGGUUUCAAUCCUCGCUCUUGUAAGGAUGUUUUUGCCCAAGGCAAGGCCGUAUUUAUUUGUAUAAGAUGCAGGGACGAGCUAAAUGGCAGAAGCAUUCGUGAGUACAUUACUGAUCAAAAUCGAAACAAUAUAUCUCCAAGUGCAAGCACCGACGAUAUCAGUAAACAGAUACAACAACUAUCUGGUAUUGUCGAAGUGCUAGGCAAAAAAGUGGACUGUAUUGCAAACUCAAAUCAAACACCAAAACCCUCCGUUUCCCGUGAAAUGAGAACACCAAUGUGGCCAGGAUCGAGUUCAAAGCGUCGUCGCAUUGAAAAUAGCCAAUCGGCUCGCCCAGCUGUCGAUCGCAGCACUAAUUCAAUCGAUUUUGGUGAUCUCUCUGUCGCUUUCAUCACACCAGUUGCGCCGCCACCCAGAUUUUGGCUUUAUUUAUCUGGCUUCCAGCCACUGAUCAGUAAUGAUGAUGUGCAAAAAAUUGUUUCUCGCUGCCUAGAUUUAGCUGACCCGUUUGAUGUCACUCGUCUUGUACCUAAGGGAAAAGACGUCACGAACAUGAACUACGUCUCAUUUAAAAUUGGCCUUGAUCCAGCUCUCAAGCAGCAGGCCCUAAACGCUGCGUGUUGGCCCGCCGGUUUGAUGUUUAGAGAGUUUGUGGAGCUUCCAAAAAACACGAUGAGACGACCGUUUAUUUUCGCCCGAGAACAACCAGCAGCAACUCCAACACAGGAACAACCGUUUCCUAUGACAAUAAAUUGA